This is a messenger RNA of Leptonychotes weddellii (Weddell seal), 454 nucleotides long. NCBI's taxonomy places the organism in Eukaryota, Metazoa, Chordata, Mammalia, Carnivora, Phocidae. The record is from RefSeq and is a predicted model, not a curated record.
UCCUGGCGGGACCAGGGUCCGGGCGGCUGGCGAGCGCCGAGGCGGCGUCAUGUCCUCCGAAGUGGCCGCGCGCCGCGAUGCCAAGAAGCUGGUGCGCUCCCCCAGCGGCCUGCGCAUGGUGCCCGAGCAUCGCGCCUUUGGCAGCCCCUUCGGCCUGGAGGAGCCGCAGUGGGUCCCAGACAAGGAGUGCCCGAGAUGUAUGCAGUGUGAUGCCAAGUUUGACUUUCUCACCAGAAAGCACCACUGCCGCCGGUGUGGGAAGUGCUUCUGUGACAAGUGCUGUGGCCAGAAGGUGCCGCUGCGGCGCAUGUGCUUCGUGGACCCCGUGCGGCAGUGUGGUCAAGGGCAGGGCUGGGCAGAGUUAGGUGUGGCGCAGACGACCCGCAGCUGUUUAACCCCUGGGGCAGAGGUGCUGUUCCAGCUCCCAAAGUCUGAUCCCAUGCAAGUGCCUUAA